Molecule: messenger RNA, 3013 nt
Organism: Python bivittatus (Burmese python)
Lineage: Eukaryota; Metazoa; Chordata; Lepidosauria; Squamata; Pythonidae
Gene: FRMD6
Product: FERM domain containing 6
Biological process (GO): positive regulation of hippo signaling
Cellular component (GO): cytoplasmic side of apical plasma membrane; cytoskeleton
Source: RefSeq, a predicted model, not a curated record
GUCGUCUUCUCUUGGAGUUGAUUCUCACAUCGGAACUCACUGAUCCUGAGUCAUUCUCACUAUCAGAUCCAGAUAUUAAGAAGUCAAGCCAUGGUGCCUUUGGGGAGAAAUGCCGGGUUGUCCUGCCUGCUGUGCCGUGGGUGACGAAGAGAAACUCUCUGUUGAAUGCUGUGCCCCUGAGUCUCCUACACAGUCUCGGAGUGGCUCACUCAUCAGUCUACAGGGAGGGCCAGGAACACAAUGAACAAACUGAACUUCCACAAUAACAGAGUCAUGCAGGACCGAAGGAGUGUUUGUAUUUUCCUCCCCAAUGACGAUUCCCUCAACAUCAUCAUCAAUGUUAAAAUAUUGUGCCAUGAGUUACUUGUCCAAGUUUGUGACCUGCUACGGCUGAAGGAUGGGCAUCUCUUUGGGCUCAGUGUGAUACAAAAUAAUGAGCAUGUAUAUAUGGAAUUAUCCCAGAAGCUCUACAAGUACUGCCCAAAAGAAUGGAAGAAGGAAGCGAGCAAGGGUAUAGACCAGUUUGGUCCCCCGAUGAUCAUUCACUUUCGAGUGCAGUAUUAUGUGGAGAAUGGUCGCCUGAUCAGUGACCGAACUGCACGCUACUAUUAUUACUGGCAUCUGAGGAAACAAGUCCUGCGCUCUCAGUGCAUGCUGCGCGAAGAGGCCUAUUUCCUCCUGGCGGCCUUUGCAUUGCAAGCUGACCUGGGCAAUUUCAAAAGGAACAAGCAUUUUGGGAAAUACUUUGAACCCGAGGCAUACUUUCCUGCUUGGGUGGUGGCCAAGAGAGGAAAGGAUUACAUCCUGAAGCACAUCCCCAUCAUGCACAAAGACCAGUGUGCUCUGACCGCCUCUGAAGCCCAUCUCAAGUACAUCAAGGAAGCUGUUAGGCUGGACGACAUAGCUGUCCAUUAUUAUAGAUUGUACAAGGACAAGAAGGAAAUUGAGGCUUCCCUCUCCCUUGGGCUUACCACAAGGGGAAUCCAAAUAUUCCAGAAUGUAAACAAUGAAAGACAACUGCUGUAUGACUUCCCUUGGACAAAUGUAGGAAAACUUGUAUUUGUGGGCAAGAGGUUUGAGAUUCUGCCUGAUGGCCUGCCAUCUGCUCGCAAGCUCACCUACUACACUGGCUGCCCCUUGCGAUCUCGGCACCUUCUGCAGCUCCUGAGCAAUAGCCACCGCCUCUACAUGAACCUGCAGCCUGUCCUGCGGCAGAUCAGGAAGCUAGAGGAGAAUGAAGAGAAAAAACAAUACCGCGAGUCCUACAUCAGCGAUGCUCUAGACCUUGAUAUGGAUCAACUAGAGAAGCGUUCCCGGGCCAGCGGAAGUAGUUCAGGCAGCAUAAAGCACAAGCGUCUCUCCCGCCACUCAACUGCUAGCCAUAGUAGCUCCCACACCUCUGGAAUUGAGACUGAUCCAAAGCCCAGGGAACGGAGCACUGAGGAGGACUUCAUGGUGGCUGCUGCGCAUCGCCAGCUGAGAGCUUGCAGCUCUAUGACCAGUCAUGGUAGUUCUCACACCUCUGGAGUAGAAAGCAGUGAGAAGGAACGCCUGGAGGAAGACUCCUCUCAGGAGGAUGAAAUAGAAAUGCUGGUUGAUGAUCCUCGAGAUCUUGAGCCAACAAGCGAAACAUCUCUGGAUGAUGUCAACCCUGAUGUCUGCAUUUACAUCACAGAGGACAUGCUGAUGGCCAGGAAGUUUAACGGACAUUCGGGAUUAGUUGUCAAAGAAGUGAAUUCGUCUACUUCCAGCUCCUCGGAGACAGUGGUGAAACUUCGUGGCCAGAGCAUUGAUUCACUGCCACAGACCAUCUGCCAGAAGCCAAGGACCUCCACUGACCGCCACAGCUUAAGUCUGGAUGACAUUCGGCUCUACCAAAAAGACUUCUUGCGCCUGGCAAGCCUGUGCCAAGAGACAGCACAGAGUUACACAUUUGGGUGUGGCCAUGGAUUGGCCGAAGAGGGCCUGUAUUGUAAUGGCUGUUUAGCUCAACAGUGCAUCAAUAUCCAAAACGCUUUUCCUGUCAAAAGAGCCAGCAAAUACUUUUCUUUGGAUCUUGCCCAUGAAGACGUUCCAGAAUUUGUUGUCUGAUGCUGUCACUGGGUGCUAUAGCAAGACAACUCAGCCAAGUGUUUCCAUUUCCAAAACCCCUUUCUGGUGUGCCAUACAAGAAUUUUCCCCUCAACUUUUUUCCCAGGAUGCUAAGAAAAUCAAGGCCUUGUAAACUGUUGCACUUUUAUAAAUGUUUGUCCUAUAUGUGGGUUCUUCAGCACCAAUGUUUGCCAUGAGGCGGAAUUUGAUUUGGAUAAAAUCAGUUGGAUCUAGAAGACAUGGUCUCUUCUUUUGAAAGCGGCCAACUUGGAGUACCUCUUGUCUUACAAGAAGGAUGCACAAUGUUUAUUUUAAGUAUAGAUAUAUCUCUUUAUCUGUAUUUUUUUAUUUGCUAAUGGAAGCUCUAAGGCUUCUGAGCUAUGCAUACCGUAGAUUUUUGCAUCACCUUUGCAGUUCAGUUCUUCCCCUUGUGAGAAUGUCAGUUUAUUUCUUCUCUUUUCCCCCAUUUGUUGUGCCAUGUCAAGCCAAAGAAAUGCACCCUCCAACGUGGGUGACUUCAAGACAAAGCUGUAAGCAAUAACUAACCCAAAGGACAUCUGUGUAGAAAAGUUGCUCGGAAGAUGAAAGCAACUUGAGAUGCAAUUAAUCCAUCUUGUGAUCUUCCCCUUCACAAAAAAAAAAAAAAAAUAUGUGAGCUUUGAUCCAAAUGGAACCUCUGUGCUAUUUUGUAAAGUUUACCAAAAAAACCCAAACCAAAACAAAAAAAUCCCAAAAUAGAUGUUAGGUGGUUUGGGAAACUUUCUGGAAGCUUUGUUGUUUCAAAGGUGGGGGGGGGGGAACCCUUAAGAAAAUAUGAGGAUGUAGCAAUAGGAUUUGCUGACCAAAGUACCUUAAGUUGAGAGAGAGAUUGAGAGAGAGAGAGAGAGCAUGCGCGCGAGAGAGAAUAUAAAAAUAUGCACAU